AUGCAACAGUCUCAGUUAGACCCUCUUCCUAGGGACCUGCCCUUUCGCAUAAUAUCCAAGACAAUAGGACGGGGAGCAUACGCUUCCAUCAAGAAGGCAGUUCCUUUGGAUGCACCCAAACCCAUAUUUGCUGUCAAGCUCAUUCAUAAAGGUUAUGCCAUCAAACAUGGCCGCAUCUCAGCAAAGCAAAUCGCGAUGGAGGUCUCUCUCCACUCUCUCAUAGGCCAGCAUCCCAACAUCAUCGAGUGGUUCGCUACCGGCGAAGACCAUGUCUGGCGAUGGAUUGCCAUGGAGUUUGCCGAGGGAGGCGAUCUGUUCGACAAGAUUGAGGCAGACGUCGGUGUCACUGAGGACAUUGCCCACCUUUACUUUCUGCAACUUAUCAGCGGCGUCAGCUUCAUGCACUCGAAAGGAGUCGGCCACCGUGAUCUCAAACCUGAAAACAUCCUCAUGUCUCUUGACGGCAGCUUGAAGCUUGCAGAUUUUGGCAUGGCUACCAUGUUUGAAUACAAAGGCCAGAGAAAACUCAGCACAACCAUGUGUGGCAGCCCGCCGUACAUUGCCCCGGAGGUAUUGCUCUGCGGCCGAGGCGACAAGUCUCAGAAGUACUCGCCAGAUCUCGUGGACAUAUGGUCAUGCGGCGUCAUCCUCUUUGUCCUACUCGUCGGGAACACUCCUUGGGAUGAACCAACCUCUGCGAGCUGGGAAUUUCAAGAGUAUCUACGGACAAAUGGGCGCAGUACAGAUAACCUCUGGCAGAGGGUCCCGGCUGACGCGUUGUCACUACUUCGCGGCAUGAUGAACACGGAAGCCAACAAACGAUUUAGUUUCGGUCAAGUCCGACAACACCCAUGGUACACAAGACCAAAUCGCUUCCUGAGCCCGGAUGGGCAGAUAUCGGAUCCUCUAAAUCUAGCGACGAAGAUGCUCGAAAACCUGCAUAUCGACUUCAGCCAGCGACCGACUGGCUCGCAAGGGCGCUACUCCCAGGACGCGAUGGCUUUGGACUCUGAACCAGCAGCCGAUGUGUCGGGCAUGUCAGCGACCCAACCAGAGACACCAAUCAGUGACGCGCUUUUUGACUGGGAGAGACCGACUCUCCGCUCGCUCGGCGCACAGGCUAUCUCGUCAACGCAACCCGUGUCACGCGCGGAUGCGACCGCCGCUGCCGCAGCAACCCAGCCCAGUUCAGUGUUCGAGGUGCUGGCAGAAGAGCCAACAAUGAGUCAAUUCUCGCAAGCUCCAGGCGUACCCAUGACCCUGACUCAGAGAGCCCGGCAUUUCCACGAUAUCGUGCCUGCUCAAUCCUUCACGCGCUUCUUCUCGCACGUGCCACCACAGCUGCUGGUACAAAUGCUUCGCGACGCCCUGCACCAGCUCAACGUCCCUCUGCCUCCCACCCCAGGUCACAUCGGCCAGGCGGACCAUAUCAGCACAAUCAAGAUCAAGACUGUCGAUGGGCGCCGACAGAGCCUGCACGGCGAGAUCGUCAUCGACAAGUACUACCUCCCCGAGUCCCAGGAGCUGCUCGAGGCGCGCUUUGUCAAAGUCAAGGGCGAUCCGCUCGAGUGGCGGCGCUUCUUCAAGAACGUCGUCUUGCUCUGCAAGGACGCCGUGUAUAAGCCCGAGGCCUAG
Microdochium trichocladiopsis is the source of this 1635-nucleotide messenger RNA. RefSeq names its product serine/threonine-protein kinase chk1. Gene Ontology annotation, molecular function: protein kinase activity; ATP binding. The coding region runs from base 1 to 1635 and encodes 544 amino acids. The transcript has 2 exons. NCBI's taxonomy places the organism in Eukaryota, Fungi, Ascomycota, Sordariomycetes, Xylariales, Microdochiaceae. The record is from RefSeq and is a predicted model, not a curated record. Gene Ontology annotation, biological process: mitotic G2 DNA damage checkpoint signaling; protein phosphorylation. Gene Ontology annotation, cellular component: nucleus; site of double-strand break; cytoplasm.